Molecule: messenger RNA, 913 nt
Organism: Guillardia theta CCMP2712
Lineage: Eukaryota; Cryptophyceae; Pyrenomonadales; Geminigeraceae
Exons: 10
Biological process (GO): retrograde transport, endosome to Golgi; intracellular protein transport
Cellular component (GO): cytosol; Golgi membrane; Ric1-Rgp1 guanyl-nucleotide exchange factor complex
Source: RefSeq, a predicted model, not a curated record
AUGGCGUUCAUCUUAUCAUCGCCCAAGAUUCUUGACUGCGAACCCAAUGACGAGGUGGUGAAGAGCAUGAAGUUCGACAAGACGAACAAGUUCCUGGCGUCUCUGACUCGCUCUUGUCUCUCCAUCUGGGGAGGAAAAAUUGAGAGGGUCCUACUUGCUCAGCAUAUCAGGAGCAACAUGGAUGGGAUGGAUGGGAAUCGAGAAGUGAUAUGGAAGCACGGCAGCACGGAGCUUGCUGUGCUGACAGAGAGUGGAAGUGUUCUUUUCUAUUCACUCAUCAAGAUCCCGUCAUACUCCAUCCCUGCCCUGUUGGGAGACAUAGGCCUUGUGGGUCUGAUCUUGGAUCCAGAUGGCAAGUUUAUCUCUUGCAUAGCGAGGGACAAAGUUGGGAUCGUUUGCGCGACGUCAGAAGGAGACCUCCUCCGAGUGUCGUGGUCCGGGUAUGUGAUGAUGCACAUGGAUCUCGGAGAUCGUCGCAUGCAAGCCCCGACAGGGGACGAAGGUAGACCUUGCAUGGACCUUGGCAGAGCUGAUCCUCCCUUCACAGACGCAGGGAUCGACGAAGAAGAAGGUUCGCAUGCUCCGGGAGCCGCGAGGCCGAGCAGGAGGAGCUCGCCGGUCAAGUCUGCCAAGGACAGGAGGCCGAUACCCAACGGCUACAUCCGGCAUCCUGCCGCUGACAGUGAGGCGGACUCCACAUUCUACAAGGUCCUCCGGCUCUACUACGAGAAGGUCCACCCAGAGAAGGUUCAGCAGGACCCGGAGUUCCUCCCCCGCAUCUGCAGGGAGUGGAAGGGACGCGAGGCAGAGCUCGUCGCCCGCCUCUACCGCAAAUAUGGCAAGCGGAUGGACGCCCUGAGCGCAUAUGUGCAGAUGGACUUCAGGAACCAUCCUGGAGAGGAGGAUGAAGAAG